Molecule: messenger RNA, 4299 nt
Organism: Caretta caretta (loggerhead turtle)
Lineage: Eukaryota; Metazoa; Chordata; Testudines; Cheloniidae
Gene: ECT2
Product: epithelial cell transforming 2
Biological process (GO): regulation of cytokinesis, actomyosin contractile ring assembly; activation of GTPase activity; mitotic cytokinesis
Cellular component (GO): nucleus; cell cortex
Molecular function (GO): GTPase activator activity; guanyl-nucleotide exchange factor activity
Source: RefSeq, a predicted model, not a curated record
GGGGUUCCUAAGGCGCCGGCCUUGAGAGUAGCCUCUGGGACAGUGGCCGGGCAACGGCAGCUACAUCCGGGUCUCUCUCUCUCUCACUCUCCGGCUUGCCGUUGGACUCAUUUGAAAACCGCCAUCAGCCAAUCAGAGCCCAGAUAAUGCACUUGGUGCCUCUAUGAGGCUUUCCGGUGAUGGCAAGAAACCCCUUCUCUCUGUCUGUGAUAAGGACUGCAUCACUGAAAUUGCCUAGCAAGACAGGCCUGAGGAACUUCAACACCACUGAGGAGAGAAACACAGACUUGAUCAUGACUGACAGCAGUAUGCUAGUGUCUGACACCGGAAGGAGUCUCUUGGGAGAUUCUUCUGUUCUUGAUUCAAAAAUUAUAGAAACGUCCAAGGAAAAUAUAUUUAUUGGAUUGGCUUCAGAUGCUGAAGAGGAAAUGCCUCAGAUUGAAACCAGAGUGGUUUUAAUUCAGGAAGCUGGGAAACGUGAGGAACUCUUGAAAGCCUUGGAGACCAUUAAGAUAAUGGAAGUCCCAGUUAUAAAGAUAAAGGAAACUAGUCCUGGUAAAUCGGAAGAAAAGCUAAUAAAAAGUAUAAUUCAUAUGGAAAUUAAAGUGCCCUAUAUCAAGAUGGAGUCUGUGGAAGAGUUUGGGGAUUCUGAGUCUCCAGAAUUUGAGACAGUCUUCAUUGUAGCAGACUUUCAAGAUACCAUCUUGGAGAACUUGUACAAGUUUGACUGUCGUGUUCUUGGACCUCCAAUAGUACUUCAUUGUGCUCAAAAAGGAGAGCCUCUACCUUUCUCAUGUCGCCCAUUGUACUGUGCAAGUAUGUUGAAUCUGGUGCUGUGCUUUACAGGAUUCAGGAAGAAAGAAGAACUAGUUAAGCUUGUGACCUUGGUUCAUCAUAUGGGUGGAAUUAUUCGAAGGGACUUCAGUUCAAAAGUUACACAUCUGGUGGCUAAUUCUACGCAAGGAGACAAAUUCAGACUUGCUGUGAGUCUGGGAACUCCUAUUGUGAAAGCUGAGUGGAUUUACAAGGCUUGGGAGAGAAGGAAUGAAAUUGACUUCCGUGCGGCUGAUGAAGAAUUCAGAAAUGAGUUCAAGGUUCCCCCAUUCCAAGACUGCAUGUUAAGUUUCCUUGGAUUUUCCGAUGAAGAGAGAAUUAACAUGGAAGAAAUGACAAAAAUGCAAGGUGGGCAGUACUUGCCAGUUAGUGAUGACAGGUGCACACAUCUGGUUGUUGAAGAAAAUACAGUAAAAGAUCUCCCAUUUGAGCCUCCAAAAAAACUUUAUGUUGUAAAGCAAGAGUGGUUCUGGGGAAGCAUUCAGAUGGAUGCCAGAGCUGGAGAAUCCAUGUACUUAUUUGAAAAGCCAGAGAGUCCUGAACUCAAAAAGUCAGUGUCGCAACUUUCUCUGAAUACCCCAAAUAGCAAUCGCAAGAGACGUCGCUUGAGAGAGACCCUUGCACAGCUCACCAGAGAAACUGACAUGUCACCAUUCCCUCCUCGGAAACGCCAAUCAGCUGAGCAUUCCCUUUCUAUGGGGUCUUUGCUGGAUAUUUCUAAUACGCCAGAAUCCAUCAUUACCAAUGGAGAAACACCAAAAUCCUCUUCAAAGCCUUCCAAAAAUUCAACUCCUCUGCCUGCAAAGCAGUCUGCAAGAUGGCAGGUUGCAAAGGAACUGUAUCAGACAGAAAGUAAUUACGUAGAUAUUCUGACAACAAUUAUUCAGUUAUUUCAAGUUCCUUUGGAAAAAGAAGGGCAGCUUGGAGGACCUAUCCUUGCACAGGAGGAAAUUAAGACCAUAUUUGGCAGCAUUCCAGAUAUCCUUGAUGUGCACACUAAAAUAAAGGAAGACCUUGAAGGCCUUAUGAUAAACUGGGCUGAAAGCAAAAGUAUUGGUGAUGUCAUUCUUAAAUAUUCAAAAGACUUGUUGAAAACAUACCCUCCUUUUGUGAACUUCUUUGAAAUGAGCAAAGAAACUAUUAUGAAAUGUGAAAAACAGAAGCCACGGUUUCAUGCUUUCCUAAAGAUAAACCAAGCUAAACCAGAGUGUGGCCGUCAAAGUUUGGCUGAACUACUCAUUCGACCAGUUCAGCGCUUGCCUAGUGUUGCUUUACUUCUAAAUGACCUUAAGAAACAUACAGCAGAAGACAACCCAGACAAAGGCAUGCUAGAGAGAGCUAUUGAAUCAUUAAAGGAAGUGAUGACACACAUUAAUGAAGACAAAAGGAAAACAGAAGCACAAAGACUGAUCUUUGAUGUUGUGUACGAAGUUGAUGGAUGUCCAGCCAAUCUCUUGUCAUCUCAUCGAAGCUUAGUUCAGCGAUUGGAAACGGUUGCACUUGGCGAUGACCUCUGUGACAGAGGAGAACAGGUCACACUCUUUCUGUUUAGUGACUGUCUAGAGAUUGCAAGGAAACGGCACAAAGUUAUCAGUGCUUUCAAGAGCCCCCAUGGCCAGACCAGGCCCCCAGCAUCUCUCAAACACAUUGUUCUCAUGCCUCUCUCGCAGAUCAAGAAAGUGCUAGACAUCAGGGAGACAGAAGACUGCCACAAAGCUUUUGCCUUGGUUGUGCGGCCACCAACAGAACAGAACAACUUGUUGUUCAGUUUUCAGAUGACAACUGAGGAGCCUCCUAAAGAGGAUUGGCUGAAGAUGCUGUGUCGGCAUGUAGCGAAUACAAUUUGUAAAGCAGAUGCUGAAAACCUUAUUUACACUACUGAUCCUGAUUCAGUUGACAUAAAUACAAAAGAUGUGGACAGUACGUUGAGUAGGGCAUCCAGGGCAAUAAAGAAAACAUCAAAAAAGGUUACAAGAGCAUUUUCUUUCUCCAAAACACCAAAGAGAGCUCUUCGAAGGGCUUUAAUGGCACACAAUACAGUAGAAAGAAGGAGUCCCUGCUCAGCUAAUGAAAGUUACUUAGGCAGCCGCCUGACCAGUACAUCCUCAUUAGCAGGUAUCCCUUCUCCUUCCUUGGUCAACCUUCCCUCAGUGUUUGCAAAGAGGAGUCAUACCUUAAGUCGAUCAACAACCCACUUGAUAUGAAGUAGGCUUAAAAUGGACUCCUAUACUGUAAUGACUGACAAGCUACUGGCUGUUCAGAUGACCUAUUACUGACAUUAAUGGUACUUUAGUCAUAGCCACUUAGUUGCUUAACUUAGUUACCUAACAUUUUGCUAACUGGUAGGGACUCUUUGACUAGUACUGAAGCAGAUCACCUAAUCAACCAAACAAGUGAAAAACUUGAUCUAGGUUUAGAAAUAUUGUAUUCCUUUGCACAAUCCAUUUCCUCACCAGCAUAAUGUAAACACUGUCUUUCAACAAACUGUCUCCUUUAUGCAAUAAAUUGUUUUGGUGUUAAAUGCUGAAAUUAAGAAGUCUCUUACUUGAGUCAUUAACUGAAGAUCAUCAUCAUCCAGUGGAUCUAGAAGAGGCUACUUAACUUCAUCAAUAGGCUCUGUACUACUAAUAUUAAACGCUAAUGCAUGGACCAUUGACUAAACUGAAAUACUUUAAAUGGUGUAUCUUAAACUAUAACCGUUGGCCUGUUAUACAGCUGCUUUGUCUGGCUAUUUUAGAAGAUCUAGUUUAUUGGUGCAUGAGUGUACCUUUUUGAGUGGUCUACUGCAUAUGGUCCUUCGUACUUUCUAUGCAUCCUUUUCUAAUCCAAUACAUCCAAAUCCUGUGACUGGCUUAGCCGCCAAAAGUAACUGAUCUGCAAGCAAAUUAAAACUAACAUUUUUGGAUGUGGAAGUCCAAGGAAAAAAACAUCACUGUACUUAAAUUGUAUUUAUAGCCUUUGAAUUGAGACUAUUUUUAAAAAUAGUCUCCAAACCUUGUAUAACUACUUUUUUUAUAUAUAGCUUAUUCAUGCACAGGCUCCUCCAGUGCGAAGCUGAAAUUGUGGACCUGGUUUCAAUGUCUAACAGUAAUAUUUUUAUGUACAGGUUUUUGGUGUAUAAUUUCCAAAACUUUUUUCUACAUCUUCACUAUACUUAGUCUUUUUGUAUUUUUUUCUUUGCAAGCUGUACAUUUUAAAAUCAUGUUUUCAGUCUGUAUUAUCCAACCCUGUCUCAGGAAUUGUCCAAAUGUGUAUAUUUCUGCACUUAAUAACUUUGAACUAAUUGCCUGUGUGUCAUGCGUGGCAUUUCCAACUCUAAAGAUUCCCUUUAACUGCAAAAUGCUGCUUUUUCUGUUAUAUGUAAUUAGUGCUGCUUUUGAAGAUGUCAGAUGGCCUGUUACUUCUGUAUUUUUAAGAUAGGUUUUUUGCCAAUAUAAAUCAUGUAAAUAAACUGUUUAAAACAUU